UUGCACCACUGAAGUCCCUGUGUUCCGAGCGUCUGGCCGGCUGGCAAUCUAAGCUUCGUGACUUGGGUUAUAAUUGCCUCGAAUUGACAUCUGACUCGCCUUAUUAUAGCACUGAUGAGCUAUCGGAUUACAGUGUUCUUAUUGCAACUCCAGAGAAAAUUGACAGUUUAUUUCGGUCGCAGGAGGACAUGAAAAACUUUGCUUCUCGGAUACGUUUGCUCAUGUUGGAUGAGAUUCACACUGUAGCUGAUCAGUCACGUGGAGCGUGUCUGGAAGUAGUUGUUUCGCGUUUGCUGGCGUCUCAGCCGAGGGUUAUUGCCGUAUCCGCAACGUGCCCUAAUAAUGCUGAUGUGGAAUGGCCUUUUAGUUUUGGACCUCAAUUCCGCCCCGUUCCGAUCACAAAGGUUGUUCUAGGAUUUCAAAAGUCCAAACAAACCUCAUUAUUUCAGUUCGACCAAUUUCUUACCAGGAAACUGGCACCAAUUAUACGCUCAUAUUCUAAUUAUCGUCCAACACUUAUAGUACCAAGCCAAUGUUUGCGCAAGGGAGUUGGAUUUCACCAUGCCGGCAUUGACCCAGUCGAUCGACGCCUCGUGGAAAAGUACUUUAUAGAGUGUCGUAUCUCUGUGCUCGGUAAACCGUUUUUGACUGUUCUAAAAAUCAAUUCUUACUCAGUUUCCACCAGUACGUUGUCAAUGGGCAUUAAUUUACCAGCUCACCUGGUUAUCAUAAAGAACACUGCUCUAUAUAUUAAUGGCGAGCCUCAAGAAUACGGCAGCCGACAGAUGCUGCAGAUGAUUGGUCGAGCCGGUCGACCACAGUUUGACACCUCGGGAACCGCCAUCAUCAUGACUACUUUAGACAAAAAAGAGUAUUAUGAGAAUUGGCUAGACGAUGUUGAUAACGUUGAAAGCAGUCUUCACACAUGCCUAACAGACCACCUUAACGUGGCAAUAGCGUUGGGCCAAAUCCAGAGCCACGAGGACAUGGCGAAGUGGAUCGCGAAGACGUAUCUCGCGGUGCGUCUGCAAAAGAACCCGCAAUUCUACGGGCUGCAUAAGUCCCCUUCCAGCAGCCAACUCUCCAACGAGCUAGACCUCGUGGGGCGAUUGAUGUGUGAGCAUUUUCUCUCCUUCACCACCGUGGAGUCGUUUCUGCGCCUUACCGGCACUGAAACACUGAUUGACCUAAUUCACUAUAUUGCGGGAUGCGCCGAAAUGCAAGAGAUCUCCAUCCGGAGUCAAGAGAAAAGCCAACUGAAUCAAAUAAAUAAGGCAAUGCCCGAAAAGACUAAGGGGACCAGAGAUGGCGGAGUGUUUGUCAUGUGUGUCGACCAACUCAGGUUGGAUGAAUACCCCACGAAGGGCAGAAUUACGAGUGCACAGUUAAAAGUCGUCACCCUCCUGCAGGCCGAACUGAACGACUUCAUCGUGCUGGACUCGAGCCUGCAUCAGGAAAGCAGCAGGAUCAUUAAAAUAUUCACCCGGUGUGCCGUCGUUGUGGAUAAGUUCUUAUUGCGUCAACACCACGUCCACAUGACAUGGUAUGUUCUCACAGGCCUCCGCAAUCUGCUCUGGGGAGCGUCUUCAAGCGGAGGGGACGCUGGUUCCGACAACCAACUGGACGCCAAUCCAGCACCGGCUUCAUCGGGGUUCUCGUGCAUGGCGCACGUCAUCGAAUUGGCCAAGUCGGUCUCCUAUCGGCUCUGGGCCGACGCCCCGCUGGCCUCGCUUCGGCAGCUGCCUGAUCUCGGCAAGGACUACGCCAACCAACUCUCCGGCGCCGGCAUUGUCUCGCUCAAGGACAUUGAGAAGGCUGGACCCAGACGGAUUGAACAGGUAGCACCCUUUUGUGUGAGCGUGCCUAAUCACGUCAACUUACAACCAGAUGCCGAUCUUCUAGAGCUUGGAAACCCCUUGCCCGAACCUAUCCUGCGCCGUAAACCUCCGUUUGGUGAUGGCAUCUGCGAGAGUGCACUUGCAGUGCCGAAAUAUGAACUCUCUGCAGAGCAGGUGGCGAGCAGCUCCGAAAACUGCGUCGAGUUUGAGUUCACGGUUCGUUUGGCCCGGCCCUGCAACCACGACCAGGUGGCGUUGAUUGUCGCCGACAACCUCAACCACAUCAUCUUCAAAUGUGUGCUCUCGACCAAAGCAAUUGAAUCAGCAGGUCAGUGGUCGCGCCGCGUUGUAUUGAUGUAUGACCCAGCAGUCACCGUACUCUUCACCAGCCUCAUCAGCUUCAACUAUCGUUUGGUGAAGUUAGCUUUGCUCGACAACGUACCACGUGAUGCUGGCAUUGUCGUCUUCUUUUCCACAGUGGGCAUUGAUUUAAACAUCCACUUCCCGAUUCCUUGGGCCGAUCGAAGUCUCCACGACAACCAGGAGUUCGGUGGUGCUAGUCAGCCCCUCCCAGUGACAGUUAGUCCAUAUCUUUCGAAUUCCUUCGGCCCCGUGACAACUGCAAAAGCGCGAAAACGCCAGACAGUAGCGAAGGCGAAGCACUCCAGCAGCUUGGUGGCAUCCAUGUCGACACCGAAGGUUUCUGACGACGGAUUUAGACAGACGAAUAUUUUGAGCUUUUUCAAGGCAACCAAAUCGCUGUCUGAACAGGUGCCUCAGAACAAACUCGCUGACUGGGCGCUGGAAAUCAGUCCCGUACCAAAGCUACCCAGCUUCAUUCCUCCGCGCAGUGAGACGACGCCUCGGGUAUCGACGAAUUCAACUCCGGGCGUUCCCAUUGCCACCACCCCACGCAGCACCACAUUUCAGGGCGACCCUCCAUCCCUUAGAUUAUCCCCGCUUCAGUCGGACCAGCCCGAGAGGAAUUUCAAGAAAGUUAGGUGGGAGCAGUCAGUUUUGGGUGGUUCAGACGUCGAACUGGAUGGUACGGGGAACGGUUGCCUAACCUUUGAGCCUGGUGACACAGUCGACGCUGAGGUCGAAGAAUCGGUUGAGAGGGAACUGUGCUCGAUUCUCUCCACAGUGGAGGAAGCAGAAAAGGCAGGAAGUAGUUUUGUUGGUGGGGAUAUGCGCUACGCAUAUUCGCCAAUUCUGCCCUCAACAUCGCUCCCCGUGGACCUGGAUGAGUCCUUUACUUGUGACGAGAUUCCACGACAAUCGACUUCAAUCCUGCACACGCCACUGGCACCCAGGCCAAUCGUGCAUUCGGCGACAUCCACCGCUUCCCGUGAACUCAAACAGCCAUCUCCGUUUGUGUUUAACACACCCAAAGAAGCUCAACCUGAGCCGUUUAAAUUAAUUUCAAGAGGGCAGGAGAGCAGUCAGCAAUGUACACCCACCAAAACCCCGCUCAAUACCUCUUUUUCGGCUGCUGCUACUACAACCACAAAUGAAUUUAGAACGCCCAAGGAGAUGAGACUCCGUACGUCACUUGACGACUUUGAAGACGCUAGCUUCCAGCCGAAGGAUUCGAACGACGCAGGUGACAGUAGUGUUUUCAAGCUGCCAACAACGACACCGUUAAAGUCGCUUCAACAGAAAUCACAACUGUCCUCGGCCACACCUGGGCUAAAAGACAAAUUGUCCAAGAGGGUGUCGUUUGAAACCCUGCUGCUGCCGAAAUCCGACACUGGCUAUUCGUCGUCAGCUCAAAUUCCGACUUCGGCCAGCCGGUACGACACCCGCCUUGACAAUGACACCCCCCGUUUGUAUCGACCGAGUGGGGCAAUUGCACCCAUCACCAACUCGGUUGCACAACUGGACAAGGACAAAGAGGAGGUGGGUGUGGAGGAAUCGAGGACAGAACAGAAGCUUGACGAAGUGGAUGCGCGAACACCAAGGCUGCUGGACUUCGACUUGCUGCGGGAGGGCUGGGAUCAGUUGGCCACAUUUAUAUACUGUUACAACAUUUUGCAGAGCUUCGAUUCGACUAACUCCAACUUUGUGGCCAUUUCCGCGCCCAAGACCCCGCCUCAUAACUCAAGCGACUCGGCAUAUCCCUCCGGCUGCUGCUUCACACUAACCGACACAAUACCCUCGGUCCCCUUCAGCAAACGCGAAUACCACAGCACCAUUCAAGAGGUAAGACCCAGCGGCCAGUGGCUAGUAGACGAGAGAUCGUCCUGA
Messenger RNA from Mesocestoides corti, 4085 nucleotides. Lineage: Eukaryota; Metazoa; Platyhelminthes; Cestoda; Cyclophyllidea; Mesocestoididae. The record is from the annotation of a GenBank genome assembly.